CACUGAUCACUGAUGACACUACACUAGUACCACGGUACUAGUCCCCCGCUGGUUCGCCCUCACUGCCGGGCACUUAACCUGCCCCUCUCGCACAAGUGCAGAUUUAUCCCUCGUUUAAGCUAGUUCUCUAAAAAUUAUUCUCUACAUGGAUUCGGAAGUCACCCUCCUAUUCACCGCAAAGUCGCCCCCUGGCAUCCCCAAGCAGUUGGUCCAUGUUGUGCUGAACCAAAACUACAACCGAACCAUUCUACCAGAACAUGAGGAACAUGUGGAAGACAUCUGGCAGCAGCGGCUGGCAAAGAACCAGCACCUCUACAACGGCUCCAAGUUCCGCUACCACAGCAUCCAGGAGAACCCUGCAGACGGUGGAGCGACCUUUCACCUUGGUCUGACGGAUUACAGGGAGUUCCAGACCACCAACUGGGCGCCCAACGCGGAGGAACUUCGGCAGCUUGGGAGCAAGGAUAUGGGGCAGAGUCAGGCCUACAUGUCAGAUCCCCUCGGAGUGGGAUCAUUUGUGUUGACAGCUGAUGGAUUUGUUGUCUUCAUUAGACGAAGCAGUACGGUUGGUGAAGCAGUGGGAUUGUGGGAUAUACCAGGUGGUCAUCCAGAACCAAAGGAAGUGAAAGGAGGGUCAUCCAAGUUGAACGACAUGACCAUAACCAACCUUGACCCCGCUGAGGUUGUGGAUGAGAUCUUUCAGUCGACCCUGAACGAGAUACGAGAUGAAAUCAACAUCCCACUGGAGCGCCUCAGUGAACCUGUUCUGAUGGGCGUGGCACUCAAUCACACCAGCUCCGGAAGGCCUAGCUCAGAGUACUUUGUGAGAUGUGACCUUCCUGCUAAAGAGGUGAAGAGGUUGUACCAGCUGGGUGGUGCGGAAGCAAACGAGUCUUCAAGCCUGAAGCUUGUAUCAAUCAAGGACAUUCCAUCGUUACCAUCGUCACCCAUGUGGGCAGAGAUGUGUCCAUCAGGGAAAGGCUGUGUCCUCCUCUACAACUCACUCAUGCCUGAUAGGUGAUAGUAGGCAGGUCAAAGGGCAUAGGUCAAGAACCUGCAAUUGUGUGUGUGACCAAUGUAAAAGUCGUAAUUUUCUUCUUGUACAAAGUAGCAAGAAAUGGACUAGCCGACUCUAUUCAUGUGCCAGAUUUCCUCUUCUUCCAAGAUGCCAGUUUAGCUGAAGGUGGUGGCUUUCAGUUGCCUUUUUGUUUCAUUCUUGUUGGUUUGGUCUGUUUUUCUUUUUGUUCUUUACAGUUUAAGUAUAGAUUUUAUAUAUUUUGUAAAAGAGUAGGUGUGAAAAUACAAAAUGUUAGACCUUUACCAAGCUAAUCAAUGGUAUAUGCCUUGAAUUCUUAAUGCUAUUUGGGAACUUGAAUGUGCAAAUUUACAGUUUUUAUUUAUUAAAAGAAAACCUGCUUGUCUUUGGCAAGUUUUUCCGCCACCAAUUAAAUGAAAAAAACAUACUACUGCAAUUGUGUAAAAAAUGUAAUAAUUACCAUCAAAAUAAUGG
Molecule: messenger RNA, 1510 nt
Organism: Strongylocentrotus purpuratus (purple sea urchin)
Lineage: Eukaryota; Metazoa; Echinodermata; Echinoidea; Camarodonta; Strongylocentrotidae
Gene: nudt22
Product: uridine diphosphate glucose pyrophosphatase NUDT22
Exons: 5
Coding region: 146-1021 (291 amino acids)
Molecular function (GO): GDP-mannose hydrolase activity
Source: RefSeq, a predicted model, not a curated record